This is a messenger RNA of Melanaphis sacchari, 1202 nucleotides long. RefSeq names its product odorant receptor 49b-like. The transcript is spliced from 6 exons. The record is from RefSeq and is a predicted model, not a curated record. Gene Ontology annotation, biological process: sensory perception of smell; detection of chemical stimulus involved in sensory perception of smell. Lineage: Eukaryota; Metazoa; Arthropoda; Insecta; Hemiptera; Aphididae. Gene Ontology annotation, molecular function: odorant binding; olfactory receptor activity. Gene Ontology annotation, cellular component: plasma membrane. The coding region runs from base 1 to 1164 and encodes 387 amino acids.
AUGACAUUCAUUGAAAAUAAAAAUUACCAUCGAAAAUUUUAUAAAACACUUAUGACUUUGGCAUUUUCUUUGAACACUAGUCAAUAUCAUUGUAUUUCAAAAUGUAUAUUAUACUUCUACAUUUUUGAUUGGAUGGUAUUUGUAUUUUUGGCUGCAGGAUGCGUUUUAUUAUAUGAAAAGCCAGAUAUGUCUUUUGGUAUGGAGUUAAUUCAAUACAUGAUAGUUGGAGUGCUUUACACUUUGAUUUUUUUAGUAUUCAUAAUAAAAAAAGAUGCCAUUGUGUCGAACUACAAUUUUAUACAAACCAAAUUUAUCCACUGGUCUAACAAAAGAUUAUUGCAUCCAAACAUAGCUUAUAAAAAAAACAUAAGAACUGUUAAACGCUUGAUCAUACCUUUAGUAAUACUAUCAUUAUCUAUUGCAUUUGGACCUUUAGUAUCAACCAUAAACGAUAUUGGUAAACUGCCAUUGAAUAGCCGAACCCAUUUCGUUUUGUUUUGGCCAAAGAUUGUCGAUACUAAUAAAAUUAGUACAUAUGGAAUCAUUUAUACGGUUCAAAUCGUAUUAACUGUUAUUUUAUACAUUUCAACUUUAUCAUUCAAUUUGGGUUUUAUGGUAUUUUUGAACGAAUUGACAAACCAGUUUGAAAUUUUAUUAGAUGGAAUUGACAAUGCAUUUAAAUUUAAGAGAGAUAAACAAUUUCAAUUGUUUUUUAUUGAUUGUAUACGUCACCAUCAAAUAAUUAUUAAAUUUUUAGAUGAUUUAAAGUCAUACUUCAAGUGGAUUGUUCUUAUUGAAAUAAUCAUAGUUCAAGUAGUGUUGGCCAUCCUUAUUUAUAAUUUAACAAAAGUAACUGCUUCCCUUGGAUAUAAGGUAAAAAUUGUUGGUUCGUUAUUAUUUAAUAUACUCCCAAUUUGUUUUCACUGUCAUAUCGGAGAAGUCAUACUAAGCCUGCACACGCGUUUGUCUAAUCAUAUUUAUAACAUGAUCUGGUACGAUAUGCCCAAUAAAAACAAACAGCUUAUCGUGAUUAUGUUCCAACGAACUCAACGAGAUCUGGCAUUAAGUUCAGCUCUGUUUUCGAACGAAAGAGCAUCUAGAUCGUUGAUUUCUAAAGUUAUUAAACAAGUGUACACAAUUCUAAACGUAUUGUUAAAAACAUAAAUGGUAAAUGCGUUGAAAUUGUAUAUAGAUACUUAAAU